This is a messenger RNA of Ostrea edulis (European flat oyster), 2333 nucleotides long. RefSeq lists its product as uncharacterized. Bases 793 to 1314 code for a protein of 173 amino acids. Lineage: Eukaryota; Metazoa; Mollusca; Bivalvia; Ostreida; Ostreidae. Gene Ontology annotation, molecular function: JUN kinase phosphatase activity. Gene Ontology annotation, biological process: protein dephosphorylation; regulation of MAP kinase activity. Gene Ontology annotation, cellular component: cytoplasm. The record is from RefSeq and is a predicted model, not a curated record. The transcript is spliced from 2 exons.
UACUGAUUAAUAUCCGGAUAGAUUGUCGCACUGUCUUGCUACUGAUUAAUAUCCGGAUAGAUUGUCGCACUGUCUUACUACUGAUUAAUAUCCGGAUAGAUUGUCGCACUGUCUUACUACUGAUUAAUAUGUACGUCGGAUGACGCGAUUGUGUUAUGACGAUGACGCGACACAACAUCGCGUUAUCGAUAUCGAAUCAUAGUGCUAAUUUGGGUCGAUGGUACAAUGUUGCGAUGUGGUGGACGCAAUAGCAUGGUUCUAUAUCACGUCAUCACACCACUGACUUACAAGCCGAUAGUACUUAGGACAGCGUGAGAGUGAGCAACGUGACCCUAUCUGGAUUCCAUAGUAUCUGGAUUACCUCUUCAUACACCUUGUAACAAGUGCAUAGUAGUUGUUGCAAUGCAAUGUUACCUUUGUGUGUUAAAGACAAGCGUACGACGACUAGUGUCAAUCAUUGUACCUGCUGCUUCGUGUGACAAAUAAGCGCAGUUUGGAUUAGCUCUUUUGUAUACGUAAAUUUUUGGCGAGAGAAUUACAUUAUCAGUACUUAACUAGAUUAAAUGAAUGCGUCUGUAUGCACAGCUGAUUCCAUUCAUUGGCCGUACUGUUUCUGAUCUUUCGACCUGAGUUUAUACGGCUGAUAUACAACAAAGGUAAGCCUCUAUAAAACGACAUUGGAAUAUUUUUUCCGAUCUGUAAGUCAUUCUGAGAGGGUAGUACUGACAUUUAAAUCAUACUACGCUAAUUGCAGUUAUUUCUUGGUAUAAGACGGUGUGUUUGUCCACAUAAAUGACUUGGUUGACGGGAGGUAGAUGUGGGAAAUAUCACAGACUGGAUGUAGAUGAGAUUCUGCCUGGUGUAUUUAUCUCUGGAUGUGCUCCCGCAGCUGAUAAGGCUCUCCUACAGAGACUUCAAAUUACUCAUAUAGUCAACAUGGCGUCCUUGUUUGGAAACAAAUUUCCUGAGUCGUUUUCCUAUUUUAGAAUAGAAAUAGAAGAUAACGAGGACGAGGAGAUCAAAUCACAUUUUUACAAAGUUUUCAGUUUUAUUGAAAAAUCUUUAAAUGUAGGAGGGCGUGUUUUAGUUCACUGCAAUGCUGGGGUGUCAAGAGCGGGAACCAUGGUAACUGCGUACGUCAUGAAAAGCAAGGGUUCAAGUCUUAAAGAUGCUUUGAAAUUUGUUCGGUCCAAAAGACAGAACAACCCAACCAUUCCAAAUGAUGGUUUUAUGAAGGAACUAAAGAAGUUUGAAAAACAACUGUCAGACAAGAUAUCUUGUCAGACAUCAGUGUUUCCAUAUAAGCCUCAAUGACGAAACUGUCAUAUUAUAUAAUCUGGUUCCCUGACUGAGGGAAGAAUGCAGAAGCAAGUAGGAUUGAUGAACCAGUCUACGAGCCGAGUGAUACCUCAAAGUAUAUAUAGCCAAUACUCGCUGGACGAUAUACAGUUUGAUUAGAAGAGAUCGUAUCCAUUGCAAUAUGCAAUGCACGUGUUUCCGGACCACAUAUAAACUGAUGAUAUAUUGCUCACACAAUCAUGGAAGACACGCAGUAAAGCCAUCGUGAAUGACCACUGCAUAACUUCCAGUUCAUCAAAUUAAUCUGGGUUUAUCUGUAUUUUAUGGCCCAUUUUACUACACAAUAAGCUUACAGAAAGUACAUAUGUUUAAUGUUUUACAAUUCGUUUUUAGAAGGCUAUUGUACUUCCAGUCAAAGCCUACGUUUCCCAAUAUUUAUAAUAAUUAAGGUAUAUGCCAUAGUGACUUGUGGUUUACUAGUAGUUUAUAUGAUAUAUUGAAUUUGUUAAACUAAUAUACACAGUAGAUGAACAUUAAGUAUUCGAUUUUUCAUAUGUAUACUAUAUACUUGUUCAUGAGCUUCCCGAGACAUUACUAUUAUUUUAUUCUUGAUUGUUGGCUUUAUUUUCAUUUUCAAAUUUAAAAAUAUAUAUAUAUAUAUUUGGUAUAUAACGUGUAUGACAUGUACGUGAGUUGUUUAUUCAGUUGAAUACUCUUUAAUCGUCAAAAUUGAAAGAACGAUCUCAAUGAUAUUUCCAGAUUUAUUAUGAAAAUUUUAUGAUGAACACGCUAAAAGCAAAUUACCAGUUUGUAAUAAUGACGAUUAUGUUUCGAAAAAUACAUUUUUCAGUAAAAUAUAUGUACAUAUAGUAAAACGAAUAUUUAUGGUCAUCUGCCUAACCUCAAAUAAAAAUCUACAAAGCGACAUGAUGCAUUCCAUAACGACAUACAGUUUCAGUCCAAAGAAGAAAAAAAGAAUUGGUACAUGAUGUAUAAAGGGGGAAUUGAUUACAAUAAAUAUUCCUCCAAAUCAA